Prunus armeniaca (apricot) is the source of this 531-nucleotide messenger RNA. The record is from the annotation of a GenBank genome assembly. NCBI's taxonomy places the organism in Eukaryota, Viridiplantae, Streptophyta, Magnoliopsida, Rosales, Rosaceae.
AUGAGGGAUUACCUCCACAAAGCUACGCCUAGGGACCUCCAAAGGCUUCUACGAAAAUUUAAGGCUCGAGUUUCCGGAUCUCAAAACGACCUCAAUGUGCCUGGUCAAUCCUCGGUAUUCAACUAUGUCUUGAGAGGUCAUUCCCCCCAGAUCACGUAUCAAAUCAACAAUACCGUAUACUCGAGUGCAUACUACCUAGCCGAUGGAAUUUAUCCGAGGUGGACGACAUUCGUCAAAAGAAUUCCGAAUCCCCAAUUGGAGAAGGAAAAAAGCUUUGCUGCCUUUCAAGAGGGUUAUAGGAAAGAUGUGGAAAGGUGUUUUGGUAAUGUGCAAGCUCGUUGGGAAAUUAUUAGGGGUGCUACUCGUAUGUUUGAUGAAGAUGUGCUUCGGAGCAUUAUGAUGACUUGCAUCAUCCUCCAUAACAUGAUUGUGGCGGAUGUGUAUGAUUAUGAUGCCCCAGAGAUGUUUGAACCCAAUCCCGUGAAUGGCCCGUGGGAGCAAAUGAACAACCACUGUAGCACAAACUGUUGA